Bursaphelenchus xylophilus (pine wood nematode) is the source of this 2247-nucleotide messenger RNA. The record is from the annotation of a GenBank genome assembly. Lineage: Eukaryota; Metazoa; Nematoda; Chromadorea; Rhabditida; Aphelenchoididae.
AUGGUCUCAUUCACCUUGACUUUGAGUUUGUCGUUACUGCAGAUGCCCCGAGGAGCAGGGUUUGUUGUGCAGAGAUUUCACCUUCCCUGUCUACACUGUAAUUAUGCAUAUAAGAAGGCAGUCUCUACGACAGAAAUUUGAAAAUUACGCAAUAUUUUUUUCUGUGCUUACAUUUGGGUGUUCAUUUGUAAAAAUCUUUCCAUUAAACCUAUUUUUUAUACUCAAAAUGAGAUGUGGAAGAAGGUUUUUAAGCGUAAAAUCCGAAAAAACUUGUUGUUAUCUUAUCGGAUCCGUUUUUCGGAGCCUCGACCAUCUUGAACCUUUUUUAAAGCGACUUCCAUUUGACGUAAGUGAAAACUUUAUUAAGGAUAUUUGGUUAAAAUUUUUACUCACUGUCACAAUUUGAGGUGUGCUAUAAGAUCUUUGAAAGGACGCCAGUGGUUGCUUUACUCGAUUUGGACAACGAGUACACCCGAUCAAGCAGGUUUGAAAAGCGAUGCGAGAAUGUGUGUAGACAGAGUGAUUUCACCCCAAACGAGGGAGAGUCGUGUCCUCAAGUUAUAAAAAGGUAAGGGAAUCAAGAUAAUUGAAUGUUUUCAAUAUUCUACUGACCUUUCUGGGUUGCUGUGCAGAAGAAGAGCGACGUUCAGAGCAUUAAAACAUUUAAAUUUAGGUGGCUGAAAUCUGCAAAUGUACUCAAAUCGUGUAUGAAACAAAACCAUGUUGGCGGAGCGCCAAUAUGCUUGCGAGAUUUCUGUAAAAACGAUGGUCAAAUCAAAAUUUCCUUGCAAACGAACGAAGAUGGGCACACCCAUCAUUAUCACAGACGAUUUCAAAGUGCCAGCUGGCCUGCUCUCGAUCAGCCAGAAUUAUGUCUCACGGUGGGCAACAGGUUCGACAUGAAACGGGGAUCUUCUAUCGUCACUGUAAGUUGGCGCUUCAGAAAAUUAAGUUUUAUUACAUGCAUUAUAAAACAUGACUUGACUGGGCAUUUUCUUUUCAGACCGCCGUAAACAUUCAAAUUGAUUCAUCAACUUCACUUGCAUUUGACGAGGACUGGGUAUAUUAUGUUUUGGAAGAUUCGGCGGAAUACCAGAUUUGCCGUGCUCAUCUUAGACAAGUCUCGUUGCCCCCAGAGAACUUAGAUUCUCUGUCGAAGUCCCACCAGGUGGAUUGGAUCCGAGUCGGUAGCGGUAAACUCUUAACGGGAAUAAUGGAGGUGGGAUCAUCUACGUUCUACUUUCUGUGCAGGGAUCUGACCUCACAAACCACCACGUUCUGCUGGAACGAUGAAUACAACCGCAACUGGGUAAGCAUACGACUAAAAUAUGCAUAGAAAAAGACACAAGCUCUAGUAGGGGAGAUUUUGUUUAAUCUUACAUGGCCAAGUUAUCCAACCUCAAAAAACACAAGCUUGGGGGAGGAGUCAGUAUAUAUCGGCUGAUCCUGUAAAACGCAAGAUGAAACUUUCAGAAAUUGAUAUGUAGCCUAUGCCCAAAGUGUGUGCAAAAUUUAAAGAAAACAUGAACGUCGCACCUAAGGUACUUCCUUUGCAUGUUAAUACGUCAAAUCCUUUGAUUUCCCAGAUGUCCUUUCCCCUCAUUGAUGACGUCCUAAUGUUUAAACCCUCUGAAAGGAGUAUAAACUCGGCUGCCCUUGAGAGAUUAUUAAUCCAAUAUUUAGUUUAAAGAUGCGAUGGUGCACAACGACCUGGUUGUAAUAUUUUACGCCGGAGCAAUGGUGAUAUACGACUUUGAAAAAAAGAGCCGCACGAGAGAAGUAAUAAGGAGAUUCUGCCGAGCAGGUCCAAAUUCGUAUCUGGUUUCCAUACGAACGGUAAAGGGAAGGAAAUGUCGCUAUCUGGUGAAGGUAAACUCCUAUUUUUUUAUCACCGUCUGGUAACCGUGAUUUUACUUACAAUGUAAAAUACAACAAUCCUACAUAUCCGCAUUGACAGAAAACAUUUUUUAGCUUGUCUACAUCAUUGACAACAAGAUCAUUGAGUACGUUCUGGCAAAAGGCAGCACUGUGAAAUUUGGCCGACUGACGGACAACUUAUUCUAUACUCGGCGAAAUGGCAGAACCACCGAAUGGUUCCAUGAUGUACACGGAGGUAAAAUUUAAACACCAGAUACCGAUUCUUGAAAUUUCUAGCUGGCGCUUUGCAACAGCUCGCUGAUUUAAAAAAUACUUUCUUUUUUAUUUUCAGAAACGCCAUAUCGUUUGCCGAACCUUCGUCCAAAUUGA